AUGGCAAAAGUCACUGAUGAUGCCGACUACGAUGCCGGUGAAACGUACGAGAACGUAUCAAGUCCACUGUCUGAUGCUGGGAAUCAUGACAACUACUAUGGCAGGCGACUUCGGACUAGGUGCGUUAUACUAAGUCCUACUGAAAACAAGACCAAGUUGCGACGAGGUCAACCCACUUCUAUAAAUUGA
Protopolystoma xenopodis is the source of this 189-nucleotide messenger RNA. The record is from the annotation of a GenBank genome assembly. NCBI's taxonomy places the organism in Eukaryota, Metazoa, Platyhelminthes, Monogenea, Polystomatidea, Polystomatidae.